AUGGUCAUGAUUUCUUGCUCCUAACAACAUCUCCGCCGCCGCGGAUUCCACUCUCUGGCCGGUCGCCCGAACCUCACGAUUCCUUGAUCCGCCCUCCUCUCCUCCUCGAUUGCCGCUAAUCACCUCCCACCGCUGACACCGCCAGCUCAAACUCCGAGUCCAAGAUACGGAAAUCAAAAUCGAUAAUCCCUCUCUGUAAUGGUCUCAGGGACGAUUAAGCUACUUCUUCUUCUGUUUAUUGAAUAGAAAUCAAGCUUAAAGCAUGGCGUCCAAGACUUGCAUGAAUGUACUGUGCGGGGCGUCGACGUCCAUUGAGUGGAGAACAGGAUGGACUCUGCGAUCUGGAGAUUUUGCUAAUCUUUGUGAUAAGUGCGGGUCUGCAUAUGAACAAUCAAUAUUUUGUGACAUGUUCCACUCAAAAGAUUCUGGUUGGAGGGAAUGUACUUUAUGCGGCAAGCAUCUACAUUGUGGAUGUAUUGCUUCCAGGUUUCUGCUUGAGCUUCUUGACAGUGGCGGUGUACACUGCAUAAGCUGUGCAAAUAAAUCAGGACUUAACCCUAUGAAUGAAGAUGAAAAACCUGAUGGAUAUGGAACUUUGAAGGCUCAUAAUGUGGGUGAAUUGCAGUCCACAUCUGUGGACAAUCAGUUGAGUUGUCGAAGCUAUGAAAAGAUGAAGCUUAUGCAGUUGACAAAUAAUGCAGAAAGUAUUGGGCUGAGACACUUGCUUCAGCUUCAAAUUGAUGACCCAAGUACUUCUUCGGGGCCUAUGAAACUGGAAAAAGUGUUGCCACCUGGAGAACCUCGGAACUCUUCCUUCUCAAACUUUAAUCAAGUAUCUAAUGGAUCAGCUUAUGCUGUUAAACCUGACAUUUCUAAAGCAACUGGAUAUGAAUCUCUUUCACAGCCAAACUUGAGUAUUUCCUUGGGCAGUCAUUUUGGAAAUGAAAAUACCUUUACUGGUUCAGUUGUUGAUGAAAAGGUUAAGGUGUCAUCAAUCUUGCAACAAGCACCUAAGUCUCGUCAUCUUCUGCCCAAGCCUCCAAAAGCAGCCCUUGCAACUGGUUUGGAGGCAAAUGCAGGAAUAUCUCAGAUACGUCUUGCUAGGCCUCCCGCAGAAGGACGUGGGAGGAAUCAGUUGCUUCCUCGUUAUUGGCCAAGGAUUACAGACCAAGAAUUACAGCAAAUUUCUGGGGAUUCAAAUUGCACUAUUGUUCCUUUGUUUGAGAAGGUUCUAAGUGCAAGUGAUGCUGGUCGCAUUGGUCGUUUGGUUCUUCCAAAAGCAUGUGCUGAAGCAUAUUUUCCUUCUAUAUCUCAACCAGAGGGCCUUCCUCUAAGGAUUCAAGAUGUAAAGGGAAAGGAAUGGGUGUUUCAGUUCAGAUUUUGGCCUAAUAAUAACAGCAGGAUGUAUGUUUUAGAGGGUGUAACUCCUUGCAUACAAUCUAUGCAGUUGCAAGCUGGAGACACUGUAACAUUUAGUCGCAUGGAUCCAGAAGGCAAGCUUGUUAUGGGUUUUCGUAAAGCAACAAACUCUGUCACAUUGCAGGAUACUCAACCGUCUGCUAUUCCUAAUGGCAAUCUUUCAAGUGAAAGUUUCUUUUCGGGUGUUUUUGAGAACUUGCCUAUAAUAAGUGGUUACUCUGGCCUUCUUCAGUCACUUAAGGGAAGCACUGAUCCCCACCUAAAUGCAAUAUCCAAACAUUUGAAUCCAGCAAGUGGUGAUAUUGGCUGGCAGAAAUCUGAGAAGCAUGAGGACAGAACAAGGGAGGGCUUAUUGCUGCAAUCUAUGCUGGCUCCUGAGAGGAAAAGAGCUCGAAACAUUGGCUCCAAGAGUAAGCGAUUGCAUUUUGAUAGCCUAGAUGCUUUGGAGCUGAAACUUACUUGGGAAGAGGCUCAGGAUUUGCUCCGUCCUCCCCUAACUAUCAAGCCAAGUGUUGUCACAAUUGAAGAUCAUGAUUUUGAAGAAUAUGAAGAACCUCCUGUUUUUGGGAAGAGAAGCAUCUUUGUGGUUCGUGGAACAGGGUUACAAGAGCAAUGGGUUCAGUGUGAUAGUUGCUCUAAAUGGCGAAGGUUGCCUGCUGAUGCUCUUCUUCCAGCUAAGUGGACAUGCAUGGAAAAUACUUGGGAUCAAAGCAGGUCUUCAUGUUCUGCACCAGAUGAACUUAAUCCAAGGGAGCUGGAAAAUAUCCUUAGAUUAAAUAAAGAUUUUAAGAGAAGGAAAAUAGCAGCAUUCAGUAGGCAAAUCCAGGAUCAUGAAUCUUCAGGCCUUGAUGCUCUGGCCAAUGCUGCAAUGCUUGGAGACAAUGGGGAUAACCCAACCACUACAUCAGUGGCAACAACAACCAAGCACCCAAGGCAUCGCCCUGGUUGCUCUUGCAUUGUGUGCAUCCAGCCACCAAGUGGAAAGGGCAAGCACAAGCCUACAUGCACGUGUACUGUGUGCAUGACAGUUAAACGGCGUUUUAAGACCCUCAUGAUGCGCAAGAAGAAGCGUCAGUCAGAGCAUGAAGCGGAGAUUGCUCAGAAGAGUCAGCAAUCAUGGGGCCCCAAAGACGAGGCAGAAGUUGACAGUAGCCAUAAGCAUGUAUCUUCUCCCCAUGAUCCUUCCGAGAAUGAAGCCAGACCAACUAAUGAGUUAGAGCCUACGAGCCAAAACAACCAACCCCAGAGAUUGGCUGAACUUGGCAAAGGACACAUAGACUUGAAUUGUGAUCCUGGUCGUGAAGAUGACACUCAGGUGGGAUCAAACCGUGUGAGCAUGAUGAGUCUUCUUCGGGUAGCAAGUCUUCCUUUGGAGACAUAUCUGAAGGAGAAUGGUCUUACAAGCUUGGUUUCUGACCAGCAAGCCAAUUCAACAUCCCAUGCCCCACCACAAACUUCUGGGGAGAAAGAGACACCAGAGGAUAACUGCCUUCCUUCUGCUGCUGAAGAGCGUGAGAGUACAGAUGAAGAAAACUGUGAAACGGGAACGGAUCAAAACGAGAAUGAUCCUUGAUGAGUUUCAUGCCUUCUUAUUUAAUUUUCCCGUUCUUUUCUUCCUCCGGUGUUGCUUUCCUUGUAUAUUUGACAAGGGUAUAGGGGUUUUACUUCUUUAGAGGGUGGUUUUGCCUUUUUAAUUGACAUGUAUAUCAUAAAAUCAUUUUUUUUAUAUACAGUGGUGGUGUAUAUUCAUGGAGUUCGUUUUGAAAAUGCCUUUUUUUUAAUAGUCUACAAAUGCUAAACUUUUUAAGAAAACAAAGUGAAAAUC
Messenger RNA from Rubroshorea leprosula, 3244 nucleotides. The record is from the annotation of a GenBank genome assembly. Lineage: Eukaryota; Viridiplantae; Streptophyta; Magnoliopsida; Malvales; Dipterocarpaceae.